Messenger RNA from Wyeomyia smithii (pitcher-plant mosquito), 2107 nucleotides. RefSeq names its product bifunctional lysine-specific demethylase and histidyl-hydroxylase NO66-like. Gene Ontology annotation, cellular component: nucleolus. Bases 140 to 2017 code for a protein of 625 amino acids. The transcript is spliced from 3 exons. The record is from RefSeq and is a predicted model, not a curated record. Gene Ontology annotation, molecular function: histone H3K4 demethylase activity; histone H3K36 demethylase activity. Lineage: Eukaryota; Metazoa; Arthropoda; Insecta; Diptera; Culicidae.
UAAUUUUGGCAUUGCUCGAUUCGCUAUUUUCAAAGAAAUGACACUUCAGUUGGCCUAAAUGCGCUAAAAGCCAAAAGAAGCAAAACAUUCUGAUUUUCUGAUCGCACGUUGUCUUUCAGAAAGAAACACGUCGUUGGUUAUGGCCAGAAUGCCGUCAAUAUUUGACUCGCCUCUACCGGUGUCCUGGGAGCAUGCCCAGCCAGAACAAGUUGCAUCCAAACAAUCAAAGAAGAAGAAAGCUUCUCCAGCCACUAAGCAGCAAAUGAUUAAUCAAAUAUUACAGGAACAUAGACGUGAACUGGUUGAAACGGAACCCGCGUUCAAAAAUAGCAAGAAAAAGAAUACUUCAACAACGUCUUCCAAAACAAAAGCAAGCUCGGACAAAAAAAAAGGUGGCCUCAAAAUCAAACUUCAAGAGGCAAAGAGCCACAAGCGAAAGCUUCGCAAAAGCCUGGAAGCUCUGAACCACUCCCGAGCAGCAAGCAAGGCUUCCGAUAGUCGACUGGAAACUUCGUUAAGUGGAACAUCACUGAACAACAAUUCAAACUAUUCGACUCCAUCUACAAAGAAGAAGGCAUCGAAUAGUAAAAACAAAAGUCCCAUCAUGCCGCUUCCCUUGGAGUUUACUCCUUCAAGAGUUGUUGUGAAAAAGGAACCCGAAACACCUAGUACUGGGCGAGUUUCCACGAAAGAGGUUACCGAUAGAGAUAGUGCAGUUGCCGGUCGACAGAAGCUAAGCUGGAUCAUUCAACCGGUUACCGUGGACGAUUUCAUGGCUCAGUAUUGGGAGAAAAAACCGUUGCUGGUACAACGAAAUAAUCCUGCCUUCUACAGUAAGCUACUUUCUCGCAGUCGAAUCGAUGAGAUGCUCCGCAAGCAUAAUAUUGAGUAUACAAAAAACAUUGAUGUAACCUCUUAUCGGGAGGGCGAACGGGAAACGCAUAAUCCAGAUGGAAGAGUCUUACCGCCCGACAUGUGGUCUUUUUACGAGGAUGGUUGCAGUAUUCGAAUGCUUAAUCCGCAAACGUAUUUGCCUGGAGUAUAUGACAUGAACGUAAAGCUGCAAGAAUUUUUCCACUGUAUGACCGGUGCUAACUUCUAUCUGACCCCACCAAACAGUCAAGGGUUUGCUCCGCAUUAUGACGAUAUUGAAGCCUUUGUUCUACAAGUGGAAGGUCGUAAGCAUUGGAAGCUGUACAGUCCUCGAGACGCCAACGAAGUGCUACCUCGUGUCUCGUCACCAAACUUCAAACAGGAAGACAUUGGAGUUCCAAUUUUGGAUGUAAUUUUGGAACCCGGAGACUUGCUUUAUUUUCCGCGUGGAAUCAUCCAUCAAGCCUGCACUGUUUCAGGUCAUCACUCGUUGCAUGUGACGAUGAGUGUGUACCAGAAAAAUAGCUGGGCCGAUCUGUUGGAAUUGUUUCUCCCACAUGCUCUCGCACAGGCAGCCGAGACCAACCUGAACCUCCGGCAGGGAAUUCCACUGGAUCUCCAUCAACAUUUUGGUAUUGUUCAUUCGGAUAAUGAAACACCAACAAGAAAGGAACUGGUUGAACAAAUUAAAAAUCUUUUCGAAAUGAUUUUCAGUGAAGAUGCUAUUGACACCGCAGUGGAUCAAAUGACAAAACGCUUCCAACAUGAUGCUUUGCCACCACUGAUAAGCGCCGACGAAUUGCCCAGUACAGUAUACGGUGCAAAUUAUGAGCAUAAUGCAGACGGCACGGUAUCGCUGCGAGUUCCGUUCACCGAGAAGUCUACCGUUCGUCUGUUGCGGCGUAACAUUUUGCGGUUGAUAAACGAAGAGGGCAAGCUGCGCAUUUACUAUCACACAGACAAUUCCCGAGAGUAUCACGAGUACGAGCCCAACUUUCUCGAGGUCGACCAAGAUGCUGCCCUUGCCGUCGAACUGCUGGUUAAAAUUUAUCCCCAGUCGGUGACCGUGGCAGAUUUUCCUGUUGAGGAUAAGGUCGAGUUUGCCAAAAGCUUGUGGGAAAAAGGUCUUGUUAUAGUGCGUUGAUUGAUUGAAGAUGUUUUAACUAUUUUUAUAUAUGCAUUGCAAAACAUUGAAGAGAGAGUCAUCAAAAUACAAUGUAACAUAAGCAAAUAA